AUGUCAAUUUCAGCGGAAGACCUGAAAAUCAUUUUGUUGCAGCAACAGCAGCAAUUUGAAACAGCACAGCUGCGUAUGAUUGAAACCCUCACCCAAAUGUUAUCUGUGCAGCCUACGGUCGUUCAGAACAAUGGGAAGCCUUCGGCGGAUGCGAUGAUCAGUAGUGUUAAUGAGUUCAUAUUCGAUCCUGACUCAGGAUUAAUAUUCGAUGCGUGGUUCAGGCGCUAUGAAGAUGUUUUCAGGGCAGAGUUGUCAGGUCUCGAUGAUGCAUCUAAAGUUCGCCUUUUGUUACGAAAACUCGGAACGGUUGAACAUGACAGAUACAUUAACUACAUUUUGCCAAACAACGCGCAUGAUUUCAGCUUUGAUGAUACAGUUGCUCGACUCACAGCGUUGUUUGGAGACCAGUCGUCUCUUUUCAAUAACCGAUACAAUUGUCUAAAGCUAUGCAAAAAGGACAAUGACAGUCUUAUUGCUCACGCGGCGAUAGUCAAACGUGAAUGCCAGAAAUUCAAACUGAAGUCGCUCACGGAAGACCAGUUCGAGUGUUUGAUACUAGUAUGCAGUCUACAGUCCCCAAAAGACGCCGAGAUACGAACGAGAAUACUUGGUAUGUUGGAACGCGACACAGAUGUUACAUUACAAAACGCCAUUGCUGAAGCCCAAAGAAUCAUGAAUUUAAAGCACGAUACGGCUAUGGUGGAAGAUUCGAGAGCACAUUCCGCAGAUAUAUCUGUCCAGCAAAUUUCAGGAAACAACCCACCGACCGCUCAACCUAGCAGAUAUCCACAAUCCAAACCCCCAUCACCUUGCUGGCAAUGCGGAGGAUGGCAUUUUGUGAGAUGGUGUCCUUUCAGCAAACAUGUUUGUCAAAGGUGCUUUAGACGGGGGCACAAGGAGACCCACUGCAGAUUCAAAACAUCAUUUAGAUCGUCAUGUGAUACUCGAAAAGCAGGUUACCGAAGGUUCGCGACAAGAGUAAACGCUAACUAUACGGACGAUGUUAAAGAUAGAAGAAAGUUCGUCACUAUUACCAUCAACGGAAGAGUAGCGCGUCUGCAGAUUGAUACGGCUUCCGAUAUUACAGUCAUUACGGAAAACUUAUGGAAAGCUAUCGGUUCACCUGACAUUAAACCAACUAACCAUAAAGCGAAGAGCGCAUCAGGUACGAGUCUAAACUUGAUCGGUCAGAUUGAAUGUGAGUGUCGCUUUGCCAACUUCACCGCUUGGGGAACUAUUUUCGUCACAACACACAAGAAUUUGAACCUCCUUGGAUUAGACUGGAUUGAGCGAUUCAACCUCUUAGAUGUUCCCAUUAAUCAAAUCUGUGCAAGUGUACACUUACACAAACCAAAAGUCCCCAAGGCAAUGGCAAUCGAACAAAUUCGAGAGAAAUAUGCACCUGUUUUCCGUGAAGGACUUGGUAAGUGUACAAAGUUGCAAGCCUCAUUGUCCUUAAAACCCGAUGCUGUUCCUGUUUUCCGUGCAAAGCGGCCAGUACCUUACGCAGCAGUCCCAAUUGUUGACCAGGAACUUGAUCGUUUGGAGAAACUUGGGGUUAUCUAUGCAGUGAACUACUCUUCUUGGGCGGCUCCAAUUGUGGUUGUCAAGAAGCCGAACGGCCAGAUCCGAAUAUGUGCCGACUUUUCUACUGGGCUGAAUGAAGCGUUAAACACGCAUCAGUAUCCUCUGCCAGUCCCAGAUGAUUUGUUCUCGAAACUAAAUGGGGGUCAGUGUUUUGCCAAGCUAGAUCUAUCGGAUGCGUACUUACAAAUAGAAGUUGAUGAAGCUUCUAGAGAAUUACUGAU
Molecule: messenger RNA, 1808 nt
Organism: Dicrocoelium dendriticum
Lineage: Eukaryota; Metazoa; Platyhelminthes; Trematoda; Plagiorchiida; Dicrocoeliidae
Source: the annotation of a GenBank genome assembly